GCAUAUAAAACUAUAUUGCCCAAAGCUUUCUGUUCUUGUCUCCUCUCGUACAUUGCAAACAUGGCGUCGUCGCAACAUGAACAAUACUGCAGUAAUGUUGAUACUUCAACAUCUAGUGUUCAACAGCAAGGAGAUAGAAAAGCAGGGGCUAUAUCUUUUGGUUUUAGCAAAACUUUAAGUAAAUUUAAAUCUACUCGGGAUGAAGCUAUAGAUGCAGAUGAGCGAGAUUAUUUAACCGGAGUCGAUGGGAAAGAAUUGCUAAGUACCAAGCCUGUGGAGAAGCCGAAGGAGCUGAUCAUUCCACUCAUCCAAAGGAACCGCUGGUGCAGCAGGCAGGAAAACAAAGCUGGCCUGGUCCAGGGGCAAGGUGAUGGAGGAGGGGUUAAAGCCAAAACACAACCCCCCUCUCAGGAGCAGGACUCCGUGGAAUCACAGGCUGUCAAAGAAAUUAUUGAAGAAUCCCAGAGGCAGCUUGACCAGUGGAAAAAUGGGGACCAGGCAGACCCCAACCUCACCAUCCCCCUGCUGAUGCAGAACCAGGCUCCACAGGGGUUUGAGGAUGGAGACCACAUCAAGGUGGACCUGCGACCAGAGUCUUCCACAGAGGCAGACUAUGACAGUGUUCCUGUCGAGGCGUACGGGUUAGCCAUGCUGAAGGGGAUGGGCUGGAAGGCAGGAGAGGGAAUUGGACGGACCUUCAAACAAGAUGUGAAGCCUAUAGAGCACCAGCUGAGGCCUAAGGGUCUUGGUCUGGGAGCUGAUCGCUCUUCCAUAAGAGACCUGGAGCCCAGUGGGCCCCGGAGGCCCCCCAAGCCAGGCGAUGAGCGGAAGGAGGAGACCCUCAUCCUGGGGCCUGGAGGCCAUGUACUGGUUGAGUCUGGAGCACACAAGGACCUUUACGGGAAGAUCGAAGGGGUUGAUCCGGACAAUGCACGAGUAGUGGUCAAGCUCGCAAUUGGUAGCAAGACAGUGACAAUCAGUCAAUAUGCACUGAAACUGGUUGACCGCACAGAAUAUGACAAAAACUGCAAAGACCUUAGUCGCCUCAGCAGGGCCCACAAAGAAAAGGAGAAAGAGAAGGAACGGCAGAGACGGGAAGAGGAGAAAGAAAGGAAUAAUGAAGAUGAGAGGAAGAAAGGUAGAUCUUCUGAGAGGGACAGAGAUGGAGGGAAGGACCAAAGAAAAAGGAAACAUCGGGAUUCAAGUCAGGACAGAGUGAAGCCUAUGGCGAAGCUACCCCCUGCUUCUCCCCCCUGGCUCCAGAGAGACCUGAAAGUUCGCUUUGUAGAUAAAGCUUUCAAAGGGGGAAGAUACUACAAUUCAAAGAUGCGAAUAGAGGAUGUCUUGACGCCAAACAUCUGUGUGUGUCGUACUGAGGAAGGCAGAUUCUUAGAUGAUGUUAAACAGACAAUGCUAGAGACCAUUGUGCCAAAGAGUGACUCGGAGGACAUAAUGGUUGUACUCGGUGAACACAGAGGGCAGGUGGGCCGCAUCCUCCAGAGGGACAGAGACCGAAGCAGAGCCAUGGUGCAGCUGGACAGAUAUGAGGAGAAAGUCUUCACCCUGGACUAUGACUCCAUCUGCCAUUAUGUAGGAGGGGGAGAUAACUGACCCCCUCUGGUCUUACCAGCUCAACCAGUGAUGCAGUGGUAAAAAAAGUGUGUGAAGUAACAUUCCCUGUACUUUCAAUGCAUUUCCCCAUGUUAGGUGGGUAAACGCUCGUGCACAAGUGUGUAAACGGUGUUUACCCUCCACUACAACACUGAUGUCAACAUGCCCCAACGUCCUCUUAGUGGAUAUGUAAUGUCUACAUUUUACACUUUGUCAUAAAAUGCAAGAUUCUCUAUGUACACUGAGUAACUUGUCAUAUUGUACCUUUUUUAAUAAAAUCAUGUCAAAAGCAAA
This is a messenger RNA of Salvelinus fontinalis (brook trout), 1905 nucleotides long. RefSeq names its product G-patch domain and KOW motifs-containing protein-like. Lineage: Eukaryota; Metazoa; Chordata; Actinopteri; Salmoniformes; Salmonidae. Gene Ontology annotation, molecular function: nucleic acid binding. Gene Ontology annotation, biological process: mRNA splicing, via spliceosome. Bases 61 to 1611 code for a protein of 516 amino acids. Gene Ontology annotation, cellular component: spliceosomal complex. The transcript is spliced from 11 exons. The record is from RefSeq and is a predicted model, not a curated record.